Messenger RNA from Neltuma alba, 1211 nucleotides. Its product is annotated as microtubule-associated protein RP/EB family member 1C. The record is from RefSeq and is a predicted model, not a curated record. Bases 36 to 1007 code for a protein of 323 amino acids. Gene Ontology annotation, molecular function: microtubule binding. Lineage: Eukaryota; Viridiplantae; Streptophyta; Magnoliopsida; Fabales; Fabaceae. The transcript has 6 exons.
UGUUUAGAGACAGCCACACAGGAAAGAAGCAGAAAAUGGCGACGAACAUUGGGAUCAUGGAUUCGGCUUAUUUCGUUGGUAGAUCUGAGAUUCUCGCUUGGAUCAACUCCUCACUCCAAUUAAAUCUCUCCAGAGUCGAAGAGGCUUGUUCUGGUGCGGUACACUGCCAGCUUAUGGAUGCGGUCCAUCCUGGGAUUGUGCCCAUGCACAAGGUCAAUUUUGAUGCUAAGAGUGAGUACGAGAUGAUUCAGAACUACAAAGUCCUUCAAGACGUCUUCAAUAAACUCAAAAUCACAAAGCACAUCGAGGUCAACAAGCUUGUCAAAGGAAGACCGCUGGAUAAUUUGGAGUUCAUGCAAUGGAUGAAAAGAUAUUGUGACUCUGUCAAUUCGGGACUUCUGCACCAUUACAAUCCUCUGGAACGGAGAGAGUCCUGCAAGGGAGGAAGAGAAGCAAACAAGAAAUCCUCACAAUCCCAGUCGUCUGCUAAGGUUUCUACUUCUGCGAAGUCUCAGUCUUCUCAUAAUGGACGAAGAAAUGAUGCAACAAAUAAUGCAAAUCAAGCAGCGAGGGCCACAAAACCUUCAAGCAGCGGCCCUUCAUAUGAUGAACAGAUCACGGAGUUAAAAUUGUCCAUUGAUGGCCUUGAAAAAGAGAGGGAUUUCUACUUCGCAAAACUGAGGGAUAUUGAGAUACUGUGCCAAAGUCCCGAACUAGAACACUUACCGGUUGUUGCGGCUAUACAGAAGAUAUUAUAUGCCACAGGUGAUGACGCAACGGUUGUGGCGGAAGCUCAAGCCAUGGUUUCGGUUCAGCAGAAGGAAGGUGAGAGAUUGAGCCCCAUCACGGAGGUUUCGGAGGAGAAAGGCAGUUCCGAAAAUCAGAAGAGAAAGAUCAUUGUGAAUCCUGACUUUGAUGCGACUAGCAUCUUAACAUUGUCGCCGAGGCAAAGGCUUUCUGAUGCUUCGGAUGUUCAUUGUAGUGGGUCACCUCUCAUGACUUGUUAAAUACCACCACAUUUUGUUGUAUCUUCAUUUCUCUGCUUGAAAGACAUUUUCCUAGAAACAUUUAAGUCAACAUGUUAAUCCCUAUCUCAUGUAACUGAAGCACCAAAAUUUGGUUGUAUUUUGGAAAGAUCAGUGUUCAAAUCCCGUUCUUGUCUUGAGAAUUUGUCGCGUUGAUGUCGUCUUCUAUGAAAAAGUUCUUAAAUA